GUCAGGGCUCGGCCUUCAGAGGGAUGUAUGGCCAGGAUGGGACGCUGCACUUCAUCGACCCAGCUACAGACUCCUCGCCGACUGAAAGCACCAACAUGAACGCGAGCGGCCACCUGGGGGCGGGCAGCCUGUGUGCCAUAUGUGGAGACAGAGCCACCGGCAAACACUACGGGGCCUCCAGCUGUGACGGCUGCAAGGGCUUCUUUAGACGCAGCGUCCGCAAAAACCACAUGUACUCGUGCAGGUUCAACAGACAAUGCAUCGUGGACAAAGACAAGCGGAAUCAGUGCAGAUACUGCAGGCUGAAGAAAUGCUUCAGAGCCGGCAUGAAAAAAGAAGCUGUGCAGAAUGAACGAGACAGAAUCAGCACCAGGAGAUCCAGCUACGAAGACAGCAGUCUACCGUCCAUCAAUGCGCUCAUCCAGGCAGACGUACUGUCCAGACAGAUCACCUCCCCGGCUCCCAUACUCAGCGGCGACAUCAGGACCAAAAAGAUCGCUGCCGUCACAGACGUCUGCGAGUCCAUGAAACAGCAGCUGUUGGUUUUGGUGGAGUGGGCCAAGUACAUCCCGGCCUUCUGUGACCUGGCCCUGGACGACCAGGUGGCGUUGCUGCGAGCUCAUGCUGGGGAACAACUCCUGCUCGGCGUUGCAAAGAGGUCCAUGCUUUACAAAGACAUCCUCUUAUUAGGAAAUGACCACAUCAUUCCCAGGAACUGCCCGGAGCUGGAGCUGGGCCGGGUAGCAGUGAGGAUCCUGGACGAGCUGGUGCUUCCCUUCCAGGACCUCCAGAUAGACGACAACGAAUACGCCUGCUUGAAAGCCAUAGUUUUCUUUGACCCAGACGCUAAAGGUCUGAGCGACCCUGGAAAGAUCAAGCGGAUGCGAUACCAGGUCCAGGUCAGCCUGGAAGACUACAUCAACGACCGGCAGUACGACUCGCGGGGCCGCUUCGGGGAGCUGCUGCUGCUGCUGCCCACGCUGCAGAGCAUCACCUGGCAGAUGAUCGAACAGAUCCAGUUCGUUAAACUCUUCGGCAUGGCCAAGAUCGACAACCUGCUCCAGGAGAUGCUUCUCGGAGGUUCUGCCAAUGAGGCUCCACACGCACCUCACUCCCUGCACCCUCACCUGGUUCAGGAGCACCUCAGCAGCAACAUCAUAGUGACCAGCAACAUGCCAACGCCCAUCCAUAACUGUCAAAUCUCCACUCCUGAAACCCCGAUCCCGUCUCCGCCUACUGCCUCCAGCUCAGAACAUUAUAAACUGGCUCAGGGGGUCAUAGCCACCGUGCCCAAGCAGCCAACCUCCAUCCCUCAGCCUACUAUUACAAAGCAAGAGGCCAUCUAA
Molecule: messenger RNA, 1346 nt
Organism: Perca flavescens (yellow perch)
Lineage: Eukaryota; Metazoa; Chordata; Actinopteri; Perciformes; Percidae
Gene: hnf4a
Product: hepatocyte nuclear factor 4, alpha
Exons: 10
Coding region: 24-1346 (440 amino acids)
Biological process (GO): regulation of DNA-templated transcription
Molecular function (GO): RNA polymerase II cis-regulatory region sequence-specific DNA binding; zinc ion binding; DNA-binding transcription factor activity
Source: RefSeq, a predicted model, not a curated record